Molecule: messenger RNA, 414 nt
Organism: Solanum stenotomum
Lineage: Eukaryota; Viridiplantae; Streptophyta; Magnoliopsida; Solanales; Solanaceae
Product: agamous-like MADS-box protein AGL29
Exons: 2
Coding region: 1-414 (137 amino acids)
Molecular function (GO): protein dimerization activity; DNA binding
Source: RefSeq, a predicted model, not a curated record
AUGGAUAAGAAGACCGGAAAGGGUAGGCAAAAGAUUGAAAUGAAGUUGAUUGAGUCUAAGGAAGCACACGAUAUUGGUAUUUUACUCUUUUCACCAAGUGGAAAACCAUAUUCCUAUGGCUCCACGAGUAUAGAUGAAAUAACUGAUAAAUUUUUUUAUUUAAAACUUGAUGAUCGCCAAGGUGAAGGUGAUCAUGCCGAUGUGGGAAAAUCAAAUGUCUUUGAGGCAUUUGAAGAACUUCGUAAAGAAAUACAAGCAUUGGACAAGAAACAAAAAGAGCACCCUCACUCAGACAUAUUGUUACACAAAUACAUGUUGGAGGAGUACAUGGCAAUCAAGUUGCGAUUAGACAACAUUAAAAAGGACAGAAAAGGUAAAUCUGUCCAUGAGCCUGAAAAGGAGGAGAGUUCUUGA